Molecule: messenger RNA, 1071 nt
Organism: Entrophospora candida
Lineage: Eukaryota; Fungi; Glomeromycota; Glomeromycetes; Entrophosporales; Entrophosporaceae
Source: the annotation of a GenBank genome assembly
AUGGAAAAGGUCAAAAUGAAUCAUUUGCCGUUGGGAUCUGAUCAAACUAUUGAUUUUAAACGUUAUUAUUUUUAUGGCUUCAUCAUUAAUCUUUUGCCAAUUUAUAUAUUUUAUCCAAUAAGAACCGCAAAAACUAUUCAACAGUCAAACAUUGGUACUGAAUUGUCAACAUCUUUAUUUGAAGUUUUUAAAGAAAGAUUAAAAUCAGAAGGAACACGAGGCUUAUUUAAAGGUGUUGGUGUUUAUGCGAUGGGUAGUAUAGGUGGUAGAUUAGUCCACUUUGCAACCUAUGAUGCUUUAAGAGAACGUGUUGGUAAAGGUAAUGCAAAAAAUAUUGGUCUCUCGUGGCUUGAAGGCCAUAGUCAAACAACGAUCAAUGCUUUCUUGGGAACAUUGAGUGCUGUAAUUACCUCUAGCUUUAUGGUACCAUUUGAUGUUAUAUCACAACAACUUCAAAUUUCUAAGGCAUCAUCGUCUGGAAUAGACACUGUAAUUCCCGCAACAUUCGAAAUCGUAUCAAAUACAACACCCGCAACAACAUCAUCCAUCAAAACAGCAUUAAUUGAGUCAUCUCAAAAAAAUUUCAUUACACGUUUAAAACCUAAUGAUGUACCACUUUAUCGAUUUUUAUAUCGCGGCUGGACCGCAGGACUACUUAACACUGUUUCAUUUUUCCCCACCUAUUUUUUUGUUUACACUUAUACACUGGAACAACUGAGACUACAACAACAAAACAAUCUAUAUUUAAAAAAUAUUUUACCAACAUCGCAUUUUUUACUUUCUGUAACGUCAGGAGUUGCAGCAGGAACUAUGGCAACCUUUACGUCGGCACCUUUUGACGUUGUCAAAACCAAAAUUCAAAUAGCUAGAAAAUCCGGUCAAGGAGACUUGAAAUGGUUAAAUGUUGCGAAUCAAAUAAUCAAAACCGAAGGAAUGAGAGGAUUGUUUGUUGGUAUGUCGGCUAGGUUAUGGAUUGUUAUACCGUUAGGAAGUUUGAAUUUCUGGGUAUUUGAAAAAGUUAAAGAGUGGAGUACCGUAGAUGUUGCUGUUAAUCCGGAUGAAAAAAGUUGA